Messenger RNA from Aspergillus homomorphus CBS 101889, 1901 nucleotides. RefSeq names its product protein gprC (gene gprC). Gene Ontology annotation, cellular component: plasma membrane. The transcript is spliced from 2 exons. Gene Ontology annotation, molecular function: G protein-coupled receptor activity. Gene Ontology annotation, biological process: adenylate cyclase-activating G protein-coupled receptor signaling pathway. Lineage: Eukaryota; Fungi; Ascomycota; Eurotiomycetes; Eurotiales; Aspergillaceae. The record is from RefSeq and is a predicted model, not a curated record. Bases 365 to 1627 code for a protein of 420 amino acids.
CCUUUGGGAAGCUCUGGCAGGCGUUUUCUUCUUUUUUUUUUUUCUCUUUCUGGAUGCGGAAACGGUACGACGUGUGACCCCUGAGAUCUGAGAUCUUCCCGAUUAUUGUACGACCUGGUCACAAUCUGAACUUUGGGUCGAUCCAUUGACCCCCAGGCAAUCACGAUCCUUGCCCCUUCAAAAGCAUCGCUCUAUCCUGCGGGGUGCCGCUGCAACAUUUGCUAUUCACUCGAGGAGGGGAUGUGCGAGCAGUGCAUCCGGACUCGCCACGUUUAGAGACGUUGCAAACAUGAGCCUUGUUCAAGUACUGAAAGCUCUGGGAGCUUUCGAGGAUGAUAGUCACACCCUCUAUCCUCGUACAUACAUGAAGGAUGGGGUGACCAUGGACAUCGAUCCGCUCCCGAGCACUCAGCGCAAGGGCCUCAUUGCUGUCUCAGUCAUGGCCAUUCUUUCCUUUCUGGCCACACUUGCCUUAAUCUCGUUCAUUACCUAUCGACUUGUUUUCUGGCGGGGAUCCUAUACGCGGUACAUCGGUUACAACCAGUACAUCAUUCUAAUCUAUAACCUUGUGUUGGCCGAUUUACAACAGUCGCUCGCUUUCUUGAUUUGCAUCAAAUGGAUUUCGGAAAACAAGAUGUCUGCCGACACUGCCGGGUGCUUCCUUCAGGGUCUCUGGCUUCAGAUUGGUGACCCGUCUAGUGGUCUCUUUGUGCUUGCUAUUGCCAUUCAUACAUUCCUUUUGGUAGCAUUGGGUUAUAAGUUGAGCCACCGAGUGUUCGUGGCAUCUGUGGUGGGGAUCUGGGUCUUUGUCGCUGUUUUGGUCGUCAUUCCACUUGCCUCAUAUGGACGUUACGUUUUCAUCCCAUCAGGUGCCUGGUGCUGGAUCAGCGAGGACUACGAAGCGAUGCGUUUAUGGACACAUUAUAUCUGGAUUUUCUUAGCGGAGUUCGGCACCGUGACCCUGUACGCGAUCAUGUGGUUCCAACUCCGUCGUCGCAUCAAGCAGUCCGCUAUUUUGGGCAGUAGCCACAUCGAAAGUCUCAAGCGUCUUCGUCGUGUCAUCGGAUACAUGGUUAUUUAUCCGAUUGCUUAUAUCGUCCUCUCGCUUCCUCUUGCCGCCGGACGUAUGGCCACUGCCCAGGGCGACCCUCCUAACGUCGCCUACUUUUGUGUAGCUGGUGCGAUGAUUACUAGCUCCGGCUUGGUCGAUGCUCUAUUGUACACUUUGACCCGCCGCAACUUGAUCCUGGAAUCGGAACCCAGUCACGAUCGCAGCUACAAUAAAUUCGUCAGCAGCAAAAACCGCAAGACGGACAACAACCAUUUGACGACCAUCACGGCCGACCCGAAAUACACCCGUACCGACAUCAGCGCCCUACGCAUGGGCCGCCACGAAGAAGAGGACCUGGAAGGUACGGUACGAGACGGAUCCACCGACAACAUCGUACAGACGAACGCUGUCGAGCUGUCUACUCUCGGAAAGGUGUAUCAGCACACCACGAUUGAGAUCACCAGCGAGCCGGCCUUCCCCGUAGAGGCCGAAACGAGCGAUCACUCUAGCAGAGGAUCCUUUGACGGCUCUUCCGACAGCGGCAAAGGACAAGCCUCGAGGAUGUGGGGAAGGUAGGCCGCAACGCCUGGGAUGACGCCGGAUCUGAUGUUCAGACUAUUACGCCUUUCAUACUCUCAUACGCACGCCCCUUUUCAUAUAAUACAACUAAUUCAUGCCCCCCUUCCAUUCUGUUUCUGGAUCUUGAGACUCCCAGGCAGACCUCCACCGAUUCUCUUUUUUUUUUCUUCUGAUUUUCCUGGAGCGAUCGCCAUCGCUCUAUUCUGUACACAUUGUGCACAUGUAUAUACUGACCUUCUGAUAUACCAACUCCACAAUUACAUUGCCUUGU